GUUAUCGGCCUGAGCACAGACGUGAAGAACGUGUAAUUUAGUAAUCACGAAUACCUUGGGAUACUACCUCAGCGCUACUGUCUUUCCCACAAGGCGCACUUUCUCCCGCCCUCGUCAGCGUGGAUUGGCUUUCUUUCAUUCUUCCGAAAUCUUAUUGGAUGAUACCUCUGUCAGUAAACGUGUCCGCAAGGAUGGUGUUUCAGUAGAGGUGUCGUCCAGGACAAGCAGGGUCAAGCAAGUGGUAUGCAGAAUAGAAGACAAGAAAACUUGAGAAAAGACUGCAAGAGGAAGUUGUGUUGGACGGAGGAAAGAGGAAGCGCUCAUUUUGUACGAAGGGAAAUGCUCUGUGAAAGUGGCGCACACUAGAAAAUGGACGACUGUCGGACAUCUUUCAUAAAAGUCAGUGAGGACCGGGUCAUAGCCAGAACUGAUCUCUUUUUCCUGCUGAAAACGUACAACUGCUACCAUGAGGGCAGGAACUUUCAGCUGUGCAGUCGAGAGGAAGAGGGCGAAUUAAUCAUCGAGGGCCUGCUCAACAUCUCCUGGGGUCUGAAGCGACCAAUCAGACUGCAGAUGCAGGACGACUACGAGCGAAUCCGCUUCUCUGUCGUGGGACCGUGGAGGCUCGAUUCCCAGGAGACCAACAGAAUGGAAAAGACUCAGAAAGUUUUGCAAAAGCAGACCUCAUUAGAAUCGAACAACAAUUUCUAUGAAAAAGCCUCUCCACCUACUCAAGCAUACUCGGACGUCGGCAGCUCGGAGGAGGAAGCGCCGCAGCUGAUGAGAACGCAGAGCGACGCCAGCGUCAUGGACGUCCAGAGGAGGUCCAAACUGCGAAGCUCCGCCCACCUGCAGCGGCUCAAGCGCCAUCGCUUCUCCAUCAACGGACAUUUCUACAACCACAAGACGUCAGUGUUCACCCCGGCCUAUGGCUCAGUCACUAACGUCCGUGUGAACAGCUCCAUGACCACUCUCCAAGUCCUCAACCUGCUCCUCAACAAAUUCCGUGUUGAGAAUCAGUCAGACGAGUUUGCUCUCUACGUGGUUCACGAGUCUGGGGAGAGGACGAAACUGAAAGACUCAGAAUAUCCCUUGAUAACUCGCCUCCUGCAUGGGCCCUGUGAAAAAAUAGCAAAGAUAUUCUUAAUGGAAACCGACCUGGGCGAAGAAGUGACCUACGACGUGGCUCAGUAUAUCAAGUUUGAAAUGCCUGUGCUGGACAGCUUCGUACAGAAGCUGAAGGAGGAAGAAGAGAGGGAAGUUUCUAAACUGACCAGAAAAUACGUCACACUGAAGUCUAUGAUCAUGCAACAGCUGGAGUACGUCUCUGAGAGUCCGGAUGGUAUCUGAGGACAUGACCAUAUAUGGUAAACUCGCAGUCCCAGCUCAAAACUGCCGUGAGCAUGCACUGGCACUGUAGAAUGGCCGCUAUUCAAUCCCCACCUCUUUGACGCUUUGUCCAUAACUUUGACUAAAUGGAAUUCCGAACGUGGCAAUGCGUUUCUGUUGCUUUACCUCAGAAUUUUGCAUUCAUCAGUUUAUCAGCUUGGCUAUUUCUGUUGCAACAAAAAUAUAAAGCUCGCUAAAAUCUGCUGGUUAAAGUUAUGUACAAACCUCAAAUCAUGACAAUUUAAUAGCGCUGAAAGUUUUUGCUGGAAAGUUAAGAUGUUGAAAAACCCACUAUGAUUAUAAUAUGUUAAAGACUAUCUCUGCUGCAAGGCUUGUACAGAUACUAUUCCCACAUUGUGUCAUUGGAAUUGUCCUCUAAAUUCACUGAAUUACUUUGAGGAAUACAAAGGCCUUUCCAGCGAAUCCAUCACAUUAAAAUGCAAAGGCGAUAAGAUACAAUGUUAAUAUUGAAGAAAGUUAGGGAUAUCUGUGUCACCUUCGGUGUGAAUUUUGAUGCUCAAGGUCCCUUAAUGCUCACCUGCUGAUUUCAUCACAUGAACACAGAGAAGCCAUUAAUUAUAGAAAAUCAAAGCUGUGUGAUACUUGCAUAAUUUAAAGGUAGAAUAUAUUUAAUAUACUACAGAUGUGAGCGAACUUGUACAGUAGCUCAGAACACUAAUUUUUUUUUUUGUUUGUUUUUGAUUAUUUUCUUAUUAGUAUCUGGAGAGGUAAAAUCAUUUUGUAGAAUAAGCCUUUAUAGUUAUGCUUUGGAUUAUAAUGCACAGUGUAUAAAAUAUGCAGAUGUACAUAUUCUUUUUGAAGGAAGAAUGUUUAAUAAAGAUUUAUUAAUGUA
Messenger RNA from Anguilla rostrata (American eel), 2242 nucleotides. It is a transcript of the gene rassf4a, whose product is annotated as Ras association domain family member 4a. Lineage: Eukaryota; Metazoa; Chordata; Actinopteri; Anguilliformes; Anguillidae. Gene Ontology annotation, biological process: signal transduction. The transcript has 11 exons. Bases 370 to 1350 code for a protein of 326 amino acids. The record is from RefSeq and is a predicted model, not a curated record.